AUGUUCGAACAAUUCAAGAAAAUAUCCUCAGCUUUAAACUUUAAGGAUCUUAUUGAUACAACCGGCCUUAAUGAAGUAGAAUUCAAAAAUUUUACCAGAGGAGGACUUCAGGUUGUUCGUAGCGAAUGGGAAAAUAUACGUACAAAAUCAGCCGAGAUUCUUUCUCCAGCAUUGAGUCCGCGAAUAGGCGCUUUAUCACCAAGGCUACCUUCGAUCGGAAGUACAAGGUUUUACGAUUUAAAUUUUUACUUGGUUACUUCAAAUUUCGAUUCUUUUUUUCCACCCACCGGUAUUUAUUGCUUGAUAUCAUUUUAUAGCAAGUCACGUGCCAUAUCAAGACUAGAUAUACCGGCAACUAUUGAACUUGCAUCAAGAUACGAGAAUGAGUUGAAUGUAAUAAAAACUGUAAAUGAAAAUAAUUUUCGUAAUUCUGUUUUAAUUGAUGAACUUGUGCAGCACAUGUUGAACAAAUGUGAGAAUCAUUAUCAAACAUGCGAGCUAGUCAAAUCAGAAACGAGCCAAUUACCUAAGGUAAAAGAGAUGAUUGAUGAAAUGACCUAUUCUGCAAUUUCAUUAAAAGGAAAACUGACAGAAUUGGAGAAAAUGAUAGAUAAUUAUGCAAAAAGUAACGAAGAGAAAGUUUUUGAAGAUUGGAAAAAAUCUGAACUUCUUGCACUUAAUAAACACUUUGAAGAAAAAAAUGCAGAAUUAGAAGAAAAGAAUAUUAUGUAUCAACAACAUUAUGAGGAAUUUAAAAAUAAUCAUAAAAUUGAAAAAGUACAAUCAUAUCAGGCUGAUUUUGAGAUACAAAUGGAAAAUUAUAGGAAGCGGGUAAUAACUACUACUGUUUUAUAUAAUGAACAUUCGACAAAUAUAACAGAUGAAGAUUUGAUAGCCAGUUUAGAACAAGUUGAAUUGGAAACUGAAGAUGAUCGAGAGGCGUUAGAAAACUUUCUUGGAUCUAACAGUGACACUGAAGAAAAUAUUGAACAAUAA
Funneliformis geosporum is the source of this 996-nucleotide messenger RNA. NCBI's taxonomy places the organism in Eukaryota, Fungi, Glomeromycota, Glomeromycetes, Glomerales, Glomeraceae. The record is from the annotation of a GenBank genome assembly.